AUUGCGGUGAAGAGAGCCGAAAUUGCGGUGAAGAGCGGUUGAAAUUUCUUAUUUUUUUUGCCUGUUUUAAAGACACGGCUUCUGCGCGUGCGCCAGCCUGGGGACUCCACCCGAAGUUGAUAAUCCCCCGGAUUGUUCAGUCUAAAAACCAUGACCAGCCGACAAUUUAAGAAAGAAAUUCUCAAUCUUUCAAGAGCACUGAGUCAUGUCGUCGAGUAGAAAAGAAUAUUAUGCUAGUAGAGAUGCCUCUAAAGUGUAUUUGUUGGGUUCUUUCCCUCGAUGGAGAGCGUUUAAGGAGCAGCAUAAAUUGAGAACAGACAAGGAUGUGGCGGAUAUGCUUCUUGACAGCUAUCUUGCGAUGAAUCGUAUAGUUUGCAAUGCAGAGACGCAAACCGAAACGGUAAUGGAAUCAACGGAUAUGCCGCCAGGUACACCUUCCAAAUAUUUUUCUUCUCCCAUUAAAACCUCAACGCCAAGCGCGCACUCAAUCCGCGUCGAUUGUCUGCUUUGUCGGAUGUUAGAACAUCAUAUUCUAUCAGGUCGGGUCAGAGUGUGAUUUCUGACAGUCGAACAUUGACAGCCAAAGAUGAUAGUUCUGAUGAUAAAAGUGAUGAUGAUAAUGACAAUUUUGGUGAACACACUAUCCAGGCAGACCAGGUUUUGUCGGACUAUUCUCUUGAUGUAUGUCCCCCGGGUUUUGACGUGCCAUUACUGGAUGACUUGCUCAAUGUGACAAUCCGUGGACAUGAUGGAGAUGAGCCCACAGAAGAUGUUGGAACCCAACAACAACAACAGCAGCAACAUAAGACGACUCAACCAGAAUACAUCUCUACUGUGGAAGAAGUCAGUCCUGAAGAUGCAAUCAAGAAGGAAAAGUGUAUUGUGUUUACAGACACUCUUAUAGCUUUGAUAACAUCAUUACAUGGGAGUGUUUGUAAACGACAAGGAUGUGGCCGUGUGUUGAGCUAUAAGAAAACAUAUGUUGGAACAUGCCUGGUCGUAUCCU
Messenger RNA from Dendronephthya gigantea, 1006 nucleotides. RefSeq lists its product as uncharacterized. The coding region runs from base 206 to 556 and encodes 116 amino acids. NCBI's taxonomy places the organism in Eukaryota, Metazoa, Cnidaria, Anthozoa, Malacalcyonacea, Nephtheidae. The record is from RefSeq and is a predicted model, not a curated record. The transcript is spliced from 5 exons.